Molecule: messenger RNA, 2627 nt
Organism: Vidua macroura (Pin-tailed whydah)
Lineage: Eukaryota; Metazoa; Chordata; Aves; Passeriformes; Viduidae
Gene: SLC26A3
Product: solute carrier family 26 member 3
Exons: 20
Coding region: 1-2268 (755 amino acids)
Biological process (GO): transmembrane transport
Cellular component (GO): membrane
Molecular function (GO): oxalate transmembrane transporter activity; chloride transmembrane transporter activity; secondary active sulfate transmembrane transporter activity
Source: RefSeq, a predicted model, not a curated record
AUGGUUGAACCUGUGGGUAACCAUUAUGUUAUAGCCAGACCUGUAUAUUCGGAGAAUGCAUUCAAUGAAGAGCAUGAGAAAUUGCACAGAUACCAUAAAACCUUUUGGGAUCACCUGAAACUCUAUUUUAGCUGCUCCCCACAAAGGGCCAAAAAAUUUGCUUUGGGUCUGUUUCCAGUCAUUUCCUGGCUGCCAGCAUACCGCUUCAGGGAAUGGGUCCUGAAUGACAUCAUCUCCGGCAUCAACACGGGGCUCGUGGCUGUGCUGCAAGGUCUGGCCUUUGCUUUGCUGGUGAAUGUCCCCCCCAGUUACGGACUCUAUGCAGCAUUCUUCCCUGUCCUGGUCUAUUUUAUCUUUGGCACAUCGAGACAUAUCUCAGUGGGUCCCUUCCCUGUCCUGAGCCUCAUGGUGGGAGGAGUCGUCACCAGGCUGGUCCCCAAUGACAGUGCUGGAAAUGGAAAUUCCACAAAUACCUCAGCAAUAAACGAUGAGAGGGUGAUGGUGGCUGCAUCUGUAACCUUCCUUUCUGGCGUCUUCCAGUUGCUUCUGGGAAUUUUCCAGUUUGGAUUCAUCGUUAUUUAUCUAUCACAAUCAUUAAUCAGUGGUUUCACAACUGCUGCAGCUAUCCACGUUUUGGUAUCUCAACUGAAAUUCAUGUUUCAGCUACCUGUCCCUGGAUUUAAUAAACCAUUUGGCAUCAUCUACACUCUGGAGAGCAUUUUCAGCCAGAUCACAAAAACAAACAUUGCUGACCUUGUCACAUCACUGGUUGUCCUACUUAUUGUGUUUGUGGUAAAAGAAAUGAACGAUCGGUACAAGGAAAAGUUACCAGCUCCCAUCCCGAUCGAACUCCUUGUGACAAUCUUAGCAGCACUGAUUUCCUAUUUUGUCAACUUUGAAGAAAAAUUUGAAGUAGCUGUCGUCGGAAAACUAGAAGAAGGGUUUCAUGCGCCUGUUGCACCUGACAUAGGCAUCCUCCAGAACUGUAUUGGUGAUGGCAUUUCCAUUGCAAUCGUUGGGUUUGCAGUAGCCUUCUCUGUGGCUAAAGUGUAUUCCAUCAAGCAUGACUACCCAAUAGAUGGCAACCAGGAACUAAUUGCUUUUGGGCUGGGUAAUAUAGUUGGUGGAUCAUUCAAGGGAUUUGCCUCCAGCACUGCUCUGUCAAGAUCAGGUGUGCAGGAGAGCACAGGAGGCAAAACACAGAUUGCUGGCAUUAUCUCAUCUGUCAUUGUUUUGGUUGUGAUCUUGGCCAUUGGGUUUCUCCUGGCACCAUUACAGAAGUCAGUCCUUGCAUCUUUGGCUCUUGGCAAUUUGAAAGGAAUGCUCAUGCAGUUCAAGGAAAUAGGCAUCCUCUGGAGAAAGGACAAGUAUGACUGUGUUAUAUGGGUGGUGACUUUCUUAGCUGCCAUCUUUCUUGGCCUGGACAUUGGACUAGCAACAGCUGUGGCGUUCCAGCUGCUGACUGUGGUGAUCCGCUCCCAGAUUCCAAGCUGCACUGUUUUGGCCAAUGUUGGGAGAAGUAACAUCUACAGAAACAGGAAGGAUUACACUGAUAUCUAUGAGCCAGAGGGAGUGAAGAUUUUCAGAUGCUCCUCUCCGAUCUUCUUUGCUAAUAUUGAAUUCUUCAGAGAGAAACUCAUCACUGCUGUUGGCUUCAACCCACUGAGAGUCCUGAGGAAACGCAAUAAAGCUCUGAGGAAGAUUAGGAAGAUGCUGAAGAAAGGAGAGCUGCAAGUGACACCGAAGGGCUUGAUUUGCAUGGCUAAUCCUACAUAUGAGUCAGAGGAAGAGUUGGACAACAACAAGAUAGAGGAGCUGGACCAGCCCACCAUCAUGACAGACUUACCCAUUAGGAUCAACUGGGGCACUGACCUCCCCCCUGGCAUCACUGUGCCCCAGGUCAACCUCCACAGCAUCAUUCUGGAUUUCUCAUCAGUGUCCUUCCUUGAUUUUUCUGCCAUGACAGUCCUCCGAAAGACUUUGAAAGAAUUUGUCCGGCUUGACAUUGACAUUUACAUUGCUGGGGCAUACGAAGGCCUCCUGGACAAACUGGAGAGAAGUGCAUUUUUUGAUGAAGAGAUUAAGCCAUCCAUGUUUUUCCUCACCAUUCACGAUGCAGUUUUAUAUAUUUUGCUGAAGAAGGACAUAGCCAACUCUCCCAAAUUAAAGCUUGCUGAGGAGAAGGGUAGAAGCAGUGACUGUGUCAUCAUCCCCAGGAACGGACUGCGCAGCCGAGAAUGCACAAUUCCAACAGAAACAAAAUUUUAGACUUAACUUCCUAAGUAUAAUAUCCUCUAGCAACACAAUGUCACAGAAGAUGAAUGCGGGUGCUGUGAUGAGCACAAAGACAGAAGGAUAAAUACCUUAAGAAGGAUUUACUACAUAUGGUUAUGUUCCAAGUUUUGGAAUGGGCUUCUUGGUCUUUAUGUGUCUCUGUAUAUAUAAAUGUAUUUAUGUAUAUAUAUAGAGGCUAAAAUCACACAGAUUUUCUUAUUUCAUACCACAGUUUGUAGACAACCUGUACAGUUACUUGAGAACCUAUAAAUAUUUGAAAUCUUGUAUUGGAUACCACAGAAUAAUAGUUAGGACUGAUAUUUUAUCUUCAGCAUGUAUAUAACUUGAAUAAA